AUGGAACAACAAGUAGCAGAGGUGAAACAAGUGGUGAUGUAUCAAGAUCGACUCUACCAAGAGAGAAUGUUGAAAUUCGAAGAACGCAUUCAGCAGCUAUCAGAAUUUUGUUUGUAUUUGGCUCGUGCAAGUGGUCAUGCCUCUCCUUCAGUGGCGCUGGAUCCGUCUGAAAUGAUAGCCGUUCCCCUUGAAGUCCAAACCCUAGAGAAGGCUGCCGUCUCGCUCAAUAAAAUGACAAUGCCAUCUGACGGUGGUGAUACUGACUAUGAAAACCAGGCUGAAAACACGAAAGAUGUGGAUGCAGUAUUAGAAACAUACAAGGAUCGUAUCAAUACAAUCUAUGACUUUUACACAACCUCAUCGAUUGAGGCGUUCCACCCUACGAUGACUAUGACUCACUUUUCGCGUAUGCUAAAAGAUUGCCAACUUUGCGGGAUUUCUCAGGGAACUUCUGCCGAGUUACUCUGGAUGGCGGUGAUGCGCUCACUGAACAGAAAACAACACAAGCAGCUGGAGAACGUCCAGGUUCAAAACCGAGGUAUAACAUUGGGAAAGUACGUACCUACAUCACAACAGAAGAAGCUUUUUGCCUUUCAGCGCCUCGAGACAAUUCCAAAGGAAUUGUUUGGUGAGGCUAUUUAUCUUCUUGCAAUGGAGAAGCGUCGGUUACGACGACUUUCGGAUGGCACAAUACUUAGUGCUACAGUAAGUCCUUUAGAUGAAAAGCCGAAAGAUGUGUUUAUUGCCUUUUUGUUGUAUCACAUAUUUCCAUAUGUUGAUGCGGCUAUGGAGGGAAAGCAAGGAUCACAAGGCUUGCUUUCGCAUAUUGGCUUUAGUGGAAAUGGUGAAGACACUGAUGCGUCGCUUUCUAUGGAAACCACUUUGAUUGACUCAUACAAAACGGACGCUGUAGCGUCUAUCGUAAAAGAAUUUAUUGGACGCAUCAAAGAAAGUUAUACCACAGCCAUUAGGGCCGCACAAGGAUACCACGCCACUGUGAUGAACUUGGAUGGGUUUGUCGAGGUUGCCCGCCGACACGAAUUGUUGCCACUUAUUCGUAAGCCGGAUUUGCGUCGCAUUUUUCUUUACUGUUCUGCUAUAGAAAAGCGAGAGCAUGUAGAAACGGAGGACGGAGCUAUUUCUGUGGGAACGUUUCUGCUAGCUUUAAAUUACUUGGCGGACAGGAUCUAUGGUGAUUCUCUCAUGGGACAAAAAUUUCCUACUCCCGAGGCGCGAAUUAAAAAACUAUUCUCCAAAAUGUUUCUGCUCACUUAA
This is a messenger RNA of Trypanosoma conorhini, 1275 nucleotides long. RefSeq lists its product as uncharacterized. The record is from RefSeq and is a predicted model, not a curated record. Bases 1 to 1275 code for a protein of 424 amino acids. The transcript has a single exon. NCBI's taxonomy places the organism in Eukaryota, Euglenozoa, Kinetoplastea, Trypanosomatida, Trypanosomatidae.